AUGAGCUUCGCGAGCUCGGGCCCUCUCCCGCCCCCGGGAGCCGGCAGUGCAGCUCUCCCCAGAGUCUUCCUCCUACUGAGCUCCACGAGGCGGCAGGCAGGCCGUGAACCCCUGCUCUCGUGGCUCAAAUCUGUAACUUUGAGCGGACGUUUAGUUUAUCCUGUUGAAAGGGUGAAAAUCUUGGACUACUUCAACACAGCUGUCAGCAAAAUCCUGAAGCAAGUCAGAAUAUCUUGUUUAGAGAUUUUGGUAGAUCCUUAUUUAAAUUUUAAACUUAACAAAUCUGUAGAUGAAGUCAGAAAAAUAGAGUACAAAGCUGCUGUCAAAAUCCAGAGCUGGUUUCGAGGAUGCAGAGUCCGAGCCUAUCUGAGGUAUCUGAACAAAAUGGUGAUUUUUAUACAGAAGUGGUGGAGGGGUUAUCAAACCAGAAGAUACUUCAGAAAAAUGGUGGAGACAGCAUAUUUUAUUAUGAAGAUGAAUUUCUACAAUGAAAUGGCUGUCAGGAUUCAGAAAAGAUGGCGAGGCUAUUAUGUUCGGAAAUAUAUCCAUAAUUAUUAUGCACUGAAGAAAUACCUGGAAGCCAUUUCUGUGAAUAACGAGAUUGUCAGGAAUGAACUCCAAGACUACGCGGAAAUGAAGGAAUAUGAAGAGAAAAGGAAAGACCUAGAAAAGAAAGAAAAGGAAAAGAAAUACCAAGCCCGAAAGAUGCAUUACCUCCUUAGCACUGAGCAGAUUGCAGGCAUCUACAAUUCACCGUUCAGAAAAUCCCCAGAUCCAAUGGAACUGCUGCUACGGAUGUCAAAGCCAUUGAGCCACAGACGGCAGCAAAUUCAGCGUCCCUUUGCCAAUGAGCUCUAUGACUGGCCAACCUGCAGAAGGCCUCUGGCUUUCUCCACAGCACAACCUCUACCACCUAUUGGCAGACAGAAACCUCAGGGGCCUUUCCGCGAUACUGCUGAAGUAUUGCGGCAGCGCUACAAGCCUUUGGAACCAACCUUGCGAGUGGCAGCAUCAAUCAAUUCACCACUAGAGAAGGCCAGAGAGGAAAUGAAAAGGGAGGAAUGGAGAAACCGUAUACAUGACAAUGAAUUUCUGCCAUUUUCCUCGUAUCAUAAAAAUGAGAAGUAUGAACCAUCAAUUCAUAGGUCAGGCAAAUAUGGCCAAGAAACUUACGGAUUUAAACACUUCCGAGAAGUACAGCCUAAGAAGUGGGUAACAGACAAGGACUUUCAAACAGUGUUACCAUCGAUUGUUCUCUUUGAAAAGUUUGGAAAAACUUACUCCAGAACUGGGCAAAUAGUGUAA
Molecule: messenger RNA, 1305 nt
Organism: Egretta garzetta (little egret)
Lineage: Eukaryota; Metazoa; Chordata; Aves; Pelecaniformes; Ardeidae
Gene: SPATA17
Product: spermatogenesis associated 17
Exons: 11
Coding region: 1-1305 (434 amino acids)
Biological process (GO): establishment of meiotic spindle localization; spindle organization; mitotic cell cycle
Cellular component (GO): spindle pole
Molecular function (GO): protein binding
Source: RefSeq, a predicted model, not a curated record